Molecule: messenger RNA, 2649 nt
Organism: Rhopalosiphum maidis (corn leaf aphid)
Lineage: Eukaryota; Metazoa; Arthropoda; Insecta; Hemiptera; Aphididae
Product: protein cycle
Exons: 14
Coding region: 295-2382 (695 amino acids)
Biological process (GO): regulation of transcription by RNA polymerase II
Cellular component (GO): cytoplasm; nucleus; transcription regulator complex
Molecular function (GO): protein dimerization activity; RNA polymerase II cis-regulatory region sequence-specific DNA binding; DNA-binding transcription factor activity, RNA polymerase II-specific
Source: RefSeq, a predicted model, not a curated record
AUGCAUCACAUAGAUUACAAUCUACAUCAUUAUUCAAAUGAUUCCUAAUAUUUUUUUCUUUUAUUGGUUUCGGAUAUAUAUAUAUGUACAAUUGAAAUCGUGCUAACAAAUGACGUAAACACUUGUUGUCUCGGCCAAUGGCAAGGCUCGAUUACGUCGCGCAAAACCACCCCCUAGAAUAUCUCGCAGAAGAGAUUCUUUAGGACUAUUGGAUCUGAUACUAAUAAAUGUCAGUUGUACGUUGCACUUAUUUUGUGAAAGCUUAGCUUAUAACGAAAUUUAACUAGUCAAAAAAUGGCUAGAAAUCCGGAUUUUGCUUCUUAUUGUAAUAAUCUGUUACACGACCAUAAUGAUUUAAUGAAUUUUGAUAACUUGAGUCAUGAUAGCCCUAUGGAACAACUUGUUUAUUAUGAUUUACAGCCUGUAUCUGAAGCUAUUAAGGAAAGUUCGUAUAACAUGCAAAAUAGUUCCCGAAUGGCUUCGUCUACAGCAAACUUAAGUACGGAUUUGAGUGGAGAUGAACAUUGCAAAAAUAAAAGCAAAGGAUCGGCACAUGGUAGCGAUUUUGACGACGACAACAAUGAUGAUUCAAGGUCUGUUCGAAAUGACAAUAACAAAAAACAUAAUCACAGCGAAAUCGAGAAACGUAGAAGAGAUAAGAUGAACUCGUAUAUUACCGAGCUAGCUAGUAUGAUACCAAUGUGUCAUACUAUGUCACGAAAGUUAGAUAAGUUAUCUGUCCUCAGGAUGGCUGUACAACAUAUGAAGACAAUUCGAAGCACUGUUAAUUCAUAUACUGAAGGUCAUUAUAAGCCUUCAUUUUUAUCUGAUCAAGAUUUGAAAAAAAUAAUCACACAAGCUGCUGAAGGUUUUGUUUUCGCUGUAAGUUGUGAUCAUGGAAAGAUACUAUAUAUAUCUAAAUCAGUGACUCAGGUUCUAAAUUAUAUACCAGAAGACUUGGUUGGAAAUAAUGUUUUUGAUUAUAUUCAUCCGAAAGAUGUAGCUAAAGUAAAGGAACAACUUUUCUGUUCAGACUUUGGCCCUAAAGAUAAAUAUAUCAAUGCAAAUACAAUGUUACCGGUGCGUGCUGAAAUGAUGAAUACUUUGUCAAAAAUGUGUAGUGGAUCUAGGAGAUCAUUCUUUUGUCGAAUGAAGUGUAAAGCGUAUGAUAUAAAGGAAGAAGCAGACACGACUACUGGAUCAAAGUACACUCAAUCAGAUAGAAGAUAUAAUGUAAUUCAGUGUACCGGUUAUUUAAAACCCUGGACGCAGAUAAACAAAUGUGAGGAUGUAUCUGGUAAGAGUUUGGGAUUAGAAGAAGAUAAUGAUGGUAAUGGCGUUCGAGUGGAUUCUGGAACUGCGAACAAUACGUCGUGUUUGGUAGCCGUUGGUAGAAUUAUUAAUAAUUUGGCUUCAUCUUCACUUUUAUCGGACAUUGUAAAACCGCCAUGUUUCACUUCAAAACACACAAUUGAUGGAAAAUUUCUGUCCGUGGAUCAAAGCACUCAUUUCCGUUACAGGGUUACAUAUAUAGUUGGAUUUUUACCUCAAGAAUUAUUAGGUACUAGCAUGUAUGAAUACUUUCAUCAAGAUGAUAUUGCUAGACUUGUAGAUAUCCACAAAGCAACACUACAAGAGUGUACGCCAAAAGACACAGAAACUUAUAAAUUUCGAGCUAAAGAUAAAACAUUUGUAAACUUAAGAAGUGAAUGGAAAAGUUUUCGAAAUCCUUGGACUAAAGAUAUCGAAUUUAUUGUUGCAAAUAAUAUUUUAACUAGGUCAGAUUACAAAGCUGAUAGCAGCAACAAAUCAGAAUGUUCUUCACAGGGUCAAUCGCAAAACUAUUAUGAUAGUUAUACAGAGCCACAAUUGUCUAAAAGUCAACAGCAGUUGGGUAAUAGAGAAAUACAAAAUUUGAUUACUUCACAUAUAGAAGCAAACAAAAUCGGUAGGCAUAUUGUUGAUACUGCUUUGGAUGCAAAUAAGACAGUAUGUGAUAUCGAUAGUUCUCCUUCGCAUACUCAACAGGAAACAAUAGAAGAAGUAGAGUCCAAGAAUGACCGUGUACAGUUUAUGAAUUCACCCUUGACGAUGCUCAACGAACCUGGCACGUUGUCGAGUAAUGGUGGCGACGGUAGCAGUGGAGAUACAGUUUCGUCGUAUACUGUGAUCCAGGAAAGCGUGAACCUGUUGAACUCUACUAAUACCAAUAGUGAUUCAGGGAAUAUGCUCGGUGAAAUAAUGACACCGUCUCCACAACAGUUGUCUAAUUUGGGGACUAAUGACGAAGCCGCUAUGGCUGUCAUUAUGAGCUUUUUGGAAGCUGACGCCGGACUCGGUGGACCUGUUGAUUUUUCCGGGUUACCGUGGCCUCUGCCGUAAUACGUAUAACAAUGAUUCAAUCAGUUAUAUCCAAUUUUCGUGCAGCUAAAUGUAGUAUUAUUUUUCAUAUUAUUUAAUAUUAGUCAUGUUAAUUAUUUAAAUUAUAUAAAAUUCAAUUUUUAAAAAAUUAACUUAAGAGAUUUAUAUUAAUUUAACUAAUAUUGUCUAUUACAUUAAUACCUUCGUUAACUUUUUGUAAUUAAUACAUAGAGCAGUUAGUAAAAAAUAUGGAGUAAAAAUUAUAAAAACAAGAAAACACUUAUCCAU